AGGGUUGGUCCCCCUUUUCGAAAGUGUCGAAUCGAGAAAGGUUGGAAAAGUUUAUCCAGCUAAAGAUCGUCCAGAAGAAGAACGAUGGAAUCGCGGCACAGCAGCGCUAUGUUUGCUGCAUCGAGGACGGAGCGCGUUCAUCAGUCUACGAAGUGCCGGCGAAGGACAAGCCUCUGAAGGAAUCUGGUGUGCCGGCUGGCGACGUCGUCAGCGGAACGGAUGUCGGAAACGGAUGGCUCAGGAUGGAGAAAAGGUUCUUACUUUUCACGUGCAAAAGAAAAUUUGCAGAGUUGUUGGCUUACUGGAGAAAUCAUACUACGUUUUUGUUUGUCUAGAAUUGUCGCUACUAAAAUCAGCCGCGGUGGACAGCUUUGGCGACGUUUCGCGCGUAUUCAAGACUUUCGUUUAGAGACUGAACUCUAUAAAGAGAAUCGUCUCUUGUGUUUGGCGCCGACGUCUUUUGAGAGCCUCGGUGGGCGAUUUCCAUGCGACGCGCCGCGAUCUCUUGAGGCACAGCCAUUACCGAUUUCUCUCUCGGGUCUCGACAAACAACUCGUCAUGGAGCACUAUCAGACGAUGCAAGGUAAUGAUAAAAAUUUUGAGGCAUUUUAGUCCGGACUCGUUACUUUCAACAAGAACAACCCAAACGUGUCAAUUGAUCCAGCAAUUAGUAAACAAUCCCAACCGUACUCACAAGCAUUCCGAGCCACAAUAAAAUUCACAAAAGUUGUACAAGCUCCUCUAUCACUUUACCACCUGCGACAAUUCAUUACCACGACAGAAUGGAAAGAGUAUUACAAGCGGCGCGAGCGGGAAAGGAUUGCGCAGGCAGACGCGAAGAAAGUCGCGGCGCUCCUUGGCGAGAAGAAAGAACAACGAACGUUGGAGAACGAACGCGCGCACAAGAAGGCCUCUUUGGACUUCUUCCGAGUAUCCAACGUCAUGGAAUCUGUGGAAGACGGCGUCAAACAGAAGACCAGAGAUAUGUUCAAAAAGGUAUUUCAAUUAGGUUUUUGUGGAUAUUUUUGAAUGGUGCCUCUCGAGCGAGUUCUUCUCUACAGAAUGCUUGCGUGCGUGGUAAUCCGCACGUGGAAGCAAUAACAUGAACAUCCAGCGAGGACUGUCUGGACUUUAGAUGUGGCACUGGGCACGCAUCGAUCGGCGUCACUGUAUGAUUUUCAUACAUGAAUGUGGGGUGUUUAUCAUCAUCACGAAAGUUUCUUUUACACUUUUCAAAAUCAGCGUGUCGAAGCGACCGCGAGUGUAGCAGGCAACGUGGAUAAUGUGACGACGUUCAAAGUCGUUCUGAUCCGCAAGAUGGCAGAGGAAGAGUGGGGUCUGCGGUUUGAUAAGAGGUUGGAGCAGGCUGGGCAAAAGGUUGUCCGUGGCGUGAUUCUGAAUUUUAUGGCAACACACCGUUGCGGCGUGAACGGUGUUUCAAAUGCACGGAGCACCGUAGAACUACAAUUGAAGUAAAGGGAAAUGAGUCACUGAGAACCGCCCCAGCUGGGGUACUGACAAACUGCUUGGAUUGAGGGGGCACGACAGUGGCAGGCACGUCAGGAACAGACUAGUGAGAGUGUGUAUUUUCUAAGGAUUACAAGAUCCCGAACGUGGUCACGCGUUGGAACCGGAUGCAAGGGGAAAAGAGAACGCAAUACCUCGAAGUUCGCGUUGGUGAUCGCUUACUGAAGGUGAACGGGAAGACCAGCAUCUACGGUAUCGACGACGAACUCGCGAGCGCUAGGGAGUUGCGGUGCGAGUUCUGCCGUACUGGAGAUGCAACGCGACCACUGCCAGAUCGAAGACACAAGGGCAUCGAAGACGACGCAUUGAUGCGCCAGACCUUGACAGACUUCAACCGAGACGUCAAUGUACUAGAAGAUGUAAUUCUAGACUUGCGCUUUCUAGUAAGCAUUCGCAUAGCAUGAUCGCAAAGUAAGUUCUUCAGGUCGCACCAGCAUUCGUACAUCAAAGAUAUUGGCAUUCGAAUAUUAGCUGUUCCAGUCAACAAACCCAGUCGUUUGAUUUAUUCUUCAAAGUUUUUUCGAAGUGAAAGUUGCGCAUUCAUCUCAACCUUAUCAUUCCUCAUAAAAAAGAAGUCGAAUAAAGACAAUGAAUCCUCGUUUCAACACACCAGCUGUUCAACUCGGAGACGAUGCGCGAGCCCAAGCGCGUGAUGUUCAAGAACCAUGAGCCAUUGGGCUUCUCGAUCGAUUGGCGUAGCGGCUACCCGCUGAAGGUGAAGUACGUGUCCAAGGGCUCUUAUGCGCUCAAACUAGGCGUGGAAGAGGGAGACAUCGUGUUCGCGAUCAAUGGCACCGAGGUGCAGAAGCGGCACUUCGAAGGGCCUGAGGGAAAAGACGGCUGCCGGAAAAUGGUGGAGCCAGCACUGCGGGAGCGUCCACUGGAGAUCAUUUUCCAUCGCGCACUCAAAUUUGCGUUGCGCAAGAGCUACCCACCAAGACCGCGGACGCAGAUCAAGAUGUUCGUGCCGGAAGGAAUCCGUUUGGGUUUCACGUUUGAUGUCGACCAGCUGCCCUGCCCGAUUCGACAUGUCAAGCCCUUCUCGAAAGCGCAAAAGUUAGGGCAUGCUAUUCAGUUUUUCAUGUUCCUCGAGAAGAUAAUCAAUUAUAUCGAAAUCAGGAGCUACAACCGGAAGAAAAGUAGUAGAAAUCUUCGUUGUUGUAAUCGAUUUUUUUAUGAGAUGUUGUAGAUGACUUCUGAACAACAAAAGAGUAGUUCUGAGCAUCAAAGGCAUCUUCUGAAAAAAUCGCAUACAACGAGAAAUGAAAAAGAGAGAAGAGCAAAAUUAGACCCUGCAAAGCAGGAGGCUAAAUUUGAAAGAACGGAUUGGUAGCAAUAAUAGCUUCGAAUUAAGUAAUAUUUCAUCACUGUUAUUCUAGAAAGCUACAGCACCCUCCCAAACCCUUGCGAAAAGGUCGUUGAGUAACGAAAAGGAAGGUGUCUUGAUAAUCACAAAUUUUUGAGUAAAUGUGCUGCCACUUGAUGUAGAAAUUUAAUGAUAUAGUUGAGAAUUUCACUGAAAAGGAUGUAGCUGAUUAGGCAAGAUGGAUGUGCUCGUCUAACGACGACGGGCAUUCACGUAGCCGACGCGCUCGUAUCGAUCAACGGGCAGAAGGUGGCACCGUACAUGCUCCAGAGUUACGCGGGACUGAGCGGAGAAGGACACACGAUCUUAGACCAGCUUUUGGCCGAGAGGCCCCUCAAUUUAUUCUUCGAACGCGGACACUACGACGCGCCGUACCCGGAAAACUUCAUCAUCUCGGACUGCGGAUUUGCGUACAGUGAUUUCUAUCUUUUGCCCAGUUAGCGAACGAGUACUAUGUGUUUCACUUCCUUUCAGGACCACGAAUUUGUUCUAGCAAAAGACAUUGGUGCCUUGGUCGUGUUCCCAGCACAAUGUCACACCUUCAAAGUCGAAAUGGCUCUCCUCCAAAGAAAUACUUAAAUAUGAUAACUAACAUUCAAAUUUAUGUUUCUAGCAGGUACGACCCAGAGCUCGUCGUCACGUUCACACUGAACGAGGUCACGCCAGCGGAAUUUGUGUACGAAUACAAUCCGUUGCGCGAUAUUCUUCCGCGUUUGAAAUCGCCGCUCCCCAGGAACCUGGAACUGAAGGGUUUGCGAGAAGGAGACGCAAUCCUGGCGAUCAACGACUGCCUCUUCUACGACUUUGUGGACUGGGAGCACGACUUCCCGCUCCACCUCUACACGGCGGACAAGAAGUCGAUCAAAUUCUACCUCUCCGAGGAAGAACGGCUGUGGGGCAUUGGAGCUUUGAAACUACAAUCCAGGUGGAGGGGUCACCAUGUCCGCAACAACGUCUACGGCGACCGCAAAGCCAAGGCGAUAGAGCAGAAGUAUUUACUAUUGAUAACAGAAUAAUAAAUUAUCAAAGAUGAAUCAAGAACAACCUUGGUAGUUGUUGAGGUGGCGUCUAUGAUUGCGAAGUUCGUUGUCGUGUAGUAAAACUGAAUUGAUGUCAGGGAUGAAUACUAACAUCAACAAGAAAAAAAUAUUGUCUUGAAUUCCUCAACAACCAUACUUGCUUCCACACAAUUUCUUUUGCAGGUUUCUAAAGAUGAUGAUGAGCCAUGUCGAAAAUGCAGUUUUUACCGAAGAACAAGAACAAGAAAUCAAAGAAAAGAACGUACGAAGAAUUCAGAGGUCUUGGCGCAGAAAGCAGAUGAUCAGGAAAGCCCAGCAAGACGCGUAGCUCAUUUUUCUCAAUAAUUCAGAAAUAGAAGUACAAGUCGCGGACAGUCUCUUUUUGUUGAUUCACAGAGGUCCUCCUCUGGGGACUCUUACAAUGUAAAUCCUGCAGAAUAGAACAUCCAUGUUAAACAAUUCCACGUUUAACUACGACCCUUACAGUUUACACGCACCUCUGUUUCUACUCUGUUUUUCCAUUACACCUACUCAGACGGGAACAAGAAUUAUCGCAAGCUAUUAUGGGUGGUCCAGGCAUGAUGUUGGACGAGCACGGCGAUGUCGUACCAGUCCCGGUGUCCGCUCGUUCGCGGGCCGCCUUCGGAAAACACACCUUUAAGAAGGCUCCAACAGCGGAAGUGCCUUCCAGCGAAGGCUUCUCCUCCAGUGCUCCGGAUGCCUGGGAUGAUAGGAGGAUUGUGCCGUUUGGAGGUACUUGUAACUAAAAAGUUUAGGAGGGAGUAUGAAGAUGCUUCGUAAACGUGGUUGAAACGUAGAAGAUUCUUCCCUUGAAGACCUGUUCUUGUGAAGGACCGUGCUGUUCUGCAACAAUUUGUUUGCUGUUUGUCUUUUAUGAAGUUGAUAUUCGUACUAGUGGGUUUAUUCUGGUUUCUUUGUUCUCGCAUUUCAGGUAUUCCGGCCUCCAGCACGGAUAAGUUGAAAGUGCUGCCCGACUCAGCCUUCAUGGCAUACACCGUCAAGACGAAGAGGAAAGAGGGGCAGAGGUGGGGUAUUGCCUUCGACAUUGAUCGCGGAGUUUUGAUUAAUGUGACCCCUGAUGGUGCUUUUGGCAACUGGCGAGACCAGCGUGUCUCAGUGGGUGACGUAAUCUAUUCCGUUAACGGACAGGUGGAGCCGCGCAAGUUUUAUGAGGUACUGGCAACAGCGGAAAAGGUGGACGUCGAGUUUAGGCGGUUGAACCCGAAUCAUGGACAGCGACCGCCAUUCGAAGCGCAAAUCACGCGCAAGAGCAACGAGAAGUGGGGCCUGCAGCUAGAUCUGGGUACAGGAGUAAUAGACGGGCUGGUAAAGGGCGGACCGUGUGACCGCUACAACACGGAGGCGAAGCGCAUCAGCGGCAGCGACAACGCAACGCUGAUGGCCGGCGACAAAGUGUUGGCGGUGAACCGCGUGCCGCUAGGAGGGCAGAACCAGGAGAUCUUCGAAGGGCAGGACAUCGUCUUUUUCAUUCUCCCACAAGGUUUCGAGACUUGUCUGCCAAGAAGACAGGCCGCGCUUUAAUUCCAAAGCAGUACUAGUACAACUACAAACAGUAAUCAUACGAGAAUACAACGGGACAAAACACAUGCUAGUACUCAUGAAUUGCUUGAGUUGGAAGCUUUUGGUUUUGUGCAUAGAUACACAGAGUUUGCAUUUGCAAUGUUUGGCCCUAACUGUACUUGUGCUGGAAUGAUCAUACGAAAAAAAGUGAAAAGUAAAUAUGUUUGGGAAUAAGUUGCAUUGCCUUGAUAAACAUGAAAUAUUAAACCACAUUCAUUCGCCUAGUACUAUACCAUUGAAUAGAAAUGUCAUGGUGAUUCGUGACGUAAGAAACUGUUGGUUGGAACAUAUGUUAUGACGCGGAAACUACAUUCGAACGAAAACGCACCCAGUUGCACAGAUUUAAUUUAAUUGUAUAGCUGAGAUUUCGAAAUUUUUGGAAAUGCUACUACAUACAAAACCGAUACGGAUUGCUUCUACAACUACUCGCUCUGGCGUGAAGUUUAUCACAAUGGAAACUAUUUUCAUAUAGGGUGAACAAUACGAAACUUGAAACCUAAGAAAUCACAAAAACGUGCAAAUAAACUUGUUGAGAAUAUCGAUCAGAUUCAUCUACCAAGCUGCAAUACGUGGUGAUCAUUUAUAUCUGCCUAACAGCCACAGUCAUUACAGUACAGUACAGCAUCAGCAUGAUACGACAGUCGUGAGGCCAAGUUUCAUGGAACGACCGAUUUUCACUUCCAACCUGUCCGUCGUUUUUCAGGUGUUUUUGUCGGCCAAUAAUAGCUCUUGCUCCAGCGUCACAAAUCAUGAACAUCUUCCAUAUUCAUGGACGUGCAUGUGCAACUGCACCAACUACAUCACAAUACUGACAUCACAGAAGUAAUUUGUACUAAAACUACUAGUAAAAUGUACGUUGUUUGGAACCAAAAGUUUUGCAGAGGAGGUGGAAAAGGAAGAUAAAUUCCGCCACAGAAAAUCGUGGUUGUGAAUCGUGUAAUUCAUUGAGAAUAAAUAUAGUCAAUAUCGAAUUCUUUCGGUCUAUAUAUAAGAAUAACAAAUGUACC
Messenger RNA from Amoebophrya sp. A25, 6521 nucleotides. The record is from the annotation of a GenBank genome assembly. NCBI's taxonomy places the organism in Eukaryota, Dinophyceae, Syndiniales, Amoebophryaceae.